Molecule: messenger RNA, 1668 nt
Organism: Frieseomelitta varia
Lineage: Eukaryota; Metazoa; Arthropoda; Insecta; Hymenoptera; Apidae
Gene: Alg7
Product: UDP-N-acetylglucosamine--dolichyl-phosphate N-acetylglucosaminephosphotransferase
Exons: 7
Coding region: 16-1245 (409 amino acids)
Biological process (GO): protein N-linked glycosylation; dolichol-linked oligosaccharide biosynthetic process
Cellular component (GO): membrane
Molecular function (GO): UDP-N-acetylglucosamine-dolichyl-phosphate N-acetylglucosaminephosphotransferase activity
Source: RefSeq, a predicted model, not a curated record
CGCACAAUUUUCAAAAUGUUGAAUGUAAUAUACAAUGACGACAAUUGGAAAUUUAUUUUUCCAAUUUUAUUCAAUUUCGUGAUGUCAGUUACCGUGUAUUUUUUAACUGUACGUUUGAUACCGAGAAUAAAAAAUAUGUUUGUCAAAGCUAACCUAUAUGGCAUUGAUAUGAAUAAGAAAAGUGGUGAAAAAGUGCCCGAAGCUUUAGGUGUUGUCACUGGAUGUCUUUUUCUUAUAACAUUAUUCUUGUUUAUUCCUGUACCAUUUACAAAUUACAUAUUCAAUGAUACAAACUUUCCUCACAGUGAGUUUAUGGAAUUUUUGGCAGCUUUGCUCUCAAUUUGUUGUAUGUUACUUUUGGGAUUUGCUGAUGAUGUUUUGGACCUUCGUUGGAGGCACAAAUUAUUAUUGCCAACUAUUGCUUCUUUACCACUUUUAAUGGUGUAUUAUAUUAAUUUUAACUCUACACUAAUUAUUGUGCCAAAACCCUUAAGAUCGUGGUUUGGUUUUUCGGUGGAUCUUUGGAUAUUUUAUUAUUUAUAUAUGGGAAUGCUGGCAGUAUUUUGCACAAAUGCUAUAAACAUAUUAGCUGGUAUAAAUGGUUUAGAAGUUGGACAAAGUUUAGUAAUUUCGAUAAGCAUCCUGUUAUUUAAUAUAAUAGAGCUAUCAGGAGAUCUGUGGAAAGCACAUCAAUUCUCAUUAUAUUUUAUGCUUCCAUAUAUAGCUACAUCAUUGGGCUUAUUAAAAUUUAAUUGGUAUCCAGCAGAGGUAUUUGUGGGCGAUACUUUUUGUUAUUUAUCUGGAAUGACGUUUGCCGUUGUUGGUAUCAUCGGACAUUUCAGUAAAACAAUCUUAUUAUUUUUCAUUCCACAAAUAAUUAAUUUUCUUUAUAGUGUACCGCAAUUAUUUCAUUUUAUACCAUGUCCUAGACAUAGACUGCCAAAAUACAAUAAAAAAACUGAUAAGUUACAGAUUAGUACUACAGUAUUUAAUAAGAAAGAUAUUGGCUCUCUAGGUAAAUUCAUAGCAUGGAUAUUUAGAAAAUUAAAUAUAAUAGAAUGGCAAGAAGAUGACCACGGUAUUGUUACUUGCAAUAAUUUUACACUAAUUAAUUUCGUGCUUAUCAAGACUGGACCAAUGAAAGAACCUACACUUACAUUAAUUUUGUUACUAAUUCAGAUUGCUAGCAGUUCAUUGGCAUUUCUCAUAAGAUAUCCUCUUGCUUCAAUCUUCUACGAAGUUUGAAAAAAAAAUAUGUUCAAAAACUGCAAAGUUUCAUACUUUAUAUAUUAUUUUAUAAUGAAAUGAUUUGGAAAGUAUUUCACCUGAAAUUUAUAUCAUGAUUUACUAAUAUUAUUAUUAAAAAUAUUAUUAGUAAAAAAUAUUUAUAAAGUUGACCUUCAUACGCAUUUACCUACAGAAAACUAAUAGUAAAAUUUCUUUUUUCGAAGUGAUUCAAUUUUUAUCUAAACAUUUUUCGCUGCGGAUGAUAAUGAUAAUGAUGUAAAUCAAUUUGAAAUGAGAAAUUCUGGAUAAUUUCGCAUAAUAAUCUUUUAAUAUAAAUGUACUUUUAUGCUUGCAUUUAUUUAUAUGGCGGUUAUCUCGCAAUUAUGAAAAUAUUAUUUUAUUGUACUAUUAUCACGAAAUAAAACAUGUUCCUUUACUAUU